ACUAUCCGUGACCUUCAUUAAUCAUCUCCUCUCCGUCCCCACUCGCCCUCCUUACACGUCUCGAUUUGUCUAGCUCGCCGCUGCUCCCCCGUUCUCAACCUAUUGAAUCUCGAUACUGAUCCUGUUACCUGCUGUACCGCUGCGGUACUGACUGUCCGGGCCCGAAUUGCUCACUCCCGCCGCCUCCUCCGUCCGUCCACCACCGCUCGCUCGUUCGCUCAUUCAACUCACUCACCACUCACUCACUCACUCAUUCACCUGACGCCCUCUCCCUCGACUUUACCACGCGCCCCAUUGGAUUGUCGUGGAGAUGGGCCUGCCUUGAUUGGCUUCACUACGCGCUCUUCUGUCCUCCUGUUUCGGCUCGAUUAUUCGACUCAUCCGGCUGUACUCCGUACUUGAUCGGCCUCCUGCCCCAGUGCCGUAGCCUCCGCGCCGUCUCCAUCUUCUCCCAAUCGCCCCGACUACGGAAUGUUCACUGGCCAUGGAGUCCCUCGUCUAUGAAAACUCGCCGCUGGCAGACUACCUUCAGGGGGAAGGCGAACACGAUCCGAACUGGCCUCUGAAGGAGGCUGAGCACAGCGAUGAUUUCUCCGACUCAACGGCAGCGGACUUUGCCCCGCGAGGGGUCUCGAAGUUUCAGGAGCGGAUUCGGAAUAAAUUGCCCAAGCCACUCGAACGGAAGGUCUCGCGGCAGAGCGCAGCCUUGGGUCGGAUUUAUGAGGCCUGCACGUCUGUAUUGAACUCGCGCAUUGCACGGAGCGACAACGAGCGAUUCCUCGAACAGUUCGGCUACGUUAUCGUUGCAUCUCAGCUCUUGAACGAACACAGUGCGCCCUCCUAUACGUCAGCCGCCGAUGUGAUGUCCACUGCCCUUCCCGCAGACCUCCCCUCGAUCUCGACGACAUUUGGUAUACAGGGUGCUGUUGUCACGGCUUCGACGUCAUUCUCCAUCGCGUGGUUGCUACACUGGAGCCGGUCUCGAGCAUCAUCUGGUCUCAACCCUCGGAAGGUCGGGGUUCUCUUGGUUCUCGUGCCAGUCAUCGGUGUUUUGUUCUAUGCUUUCGCCAAACGACAGUGGCUGAAAUAUUUGCGACAUCAAGCCGUUGAUGCCGCCGUCACCUUCAUUGGCAACGCUCAGGGAUUCGACUCCGCCGCUUCCGCAUCGGUUGUAUUUAUUCAGGAGGUUGAGCUGGUCUCGAGAGGCUACCGCAUAAGCACACCCUUGCCACCAAUCAGCAGACUCGAGGAUCAGACGCAAACGCGACGAUGCCUGAGACUGCGCCGGACCGUGUCGGAGUCAUUCUACUUCAUGCUAGGCCGAUACAUCCAAGCGCAGCACGCGCUACGACCUCUUACCGACGAUGCAAACCGUGCCAAAUACUACGACAUCUACGACAUAUCGGAGAAGGAACUUGCUGAGGCUGAGGCGGCAUUCGAUGAGCGUGCAACUGAAGAUCAAUACUCCUUGCGCUCCCUUCGCACACUUUUCGGGCGACUAUACAUCGUACGGAAGAGCAUUCUCUGCUGCCUUCUGGCUCUCGGUGCCGAUGGCGGUGGAUCUGAUAUCGCAAGAUGGACCGCCGCUGUUGAGCAGAUGCGAGACCUGGCCCAUGUGACAGGUGGAAACAUCCAUAAGAUGACCAAUAUUCUCAACGAAGAGGAUCGUGAGGUCCCACCUUCGCCACUCCCCACGGCUUCCCCCAACAAGGAUAACCUCCGCGCACAAUACCGAAAGAUCAAUUCUCUCUCCCAGGGGGUUCGAGCCCUCCAUGCAAAGAUGCACAUCCUCAGAGAGGCCUCGAACGCCAAUCUGGAACGGUCUGAAUCAGGCGAAUUCGAGGCAACCCUCAUGGCCCAGUAUGAAUCAAUUGGCGCGGAUAUUCGAAGCCUCCUUCAGGAGUGGGAAGCCGGCAAGUCGACCUUGAUGAGUAGCUCAGAUAAACAUCUGAGCGUGGAUCGCUCGCGACCGCCGAGUGUGAUGAUAUCUCCAGUGUCGCCCACCCCCAGCCUCGGAGGUUCUACAGCGGUUGAGGGCAGUCCCUCGGACGCUCUGAGAGCAUUGAAUGGGGAAAGGGCGGAGCUUGGCAUUGUCCACACGCUCGAUGACGAGGAAGAGAUCUUUGAAGCGAUUGCUUUACCCGCUCGCAACAAAAGGGCAUCGUUGACUCGGGAUGAACGCAUAGCGCGCGUCAAAGAAGACAGAGCACGACAAGCUGCUGCUCGAGAGCGCACGGAUGCCAAUACGAACAUGCUCAAAGAGCUAGAAAUGGUCAUCAAGCAACGGCCUCACUCAAUGAUAGCUGCCAAGCGGGUCACCAUGUUGGAAGCUCGUCUGGAACAAGCCAGCCUUCUCAAACGCGUCGUCGACGCCGUCAAGGACCUCGUCCAGGACUGCAACUUCGACUGCAAUGACUCCGGAAUCUCCCUCCAGGCCAUGGACAACUCCCAUGUUGCCCUCGUGUCCAUGAUGCUUAAGGCUGAGGGAUUUUCUCCCUACCGCUGCGACCGUAACAUUGCCCUGGGUAUCAACCUGAGCUCCCUGACCAAGGUUCUGCGUGCUGCCCAGAACGAAGACAUCCUCACCCUCAAGGCCGAGGACUCCCCCGACGCCGUGAACCUGAUGUUCGAGAGUGCCGAGACGGACAGACUCAGCGAGUACGACAUUAAGUUGAUGGACAUUGACCAGGAGCACCUGGCCAUCCCCGAGACAGAGUACGCCGCCACGGUUGAGAUGCCGGCGGCCGAGUUCCAGCGCAUUUGCCGGGACCUGAACGCUCUUUCCGAGUCCGUUGUAAUCGAGGCCACCAAGGAGGGCGUCAAGUUCUCCUGCCAGGGUGACAUUGGCAGCGGCUCCGUCACCGUCCGCUCACACACCAACGUCGAGAAGCCCGAUCAGAACGUCACCAUCGAUCUUACCGAACCCGUCGCCCUCACCUUCUCCCUGAAAUACCUCGUCAACUUCUGCAAGGCCACCAGCCUGUCGUCCAAGGUGCUUCUCUGCCUGUCGCAGGAGGUGCCGCUGCUCGUCGAGUACGGCCUUGGUAGCGGUCAUCUGAGAUUCUACCUCGCCCCUAAGAUCGGUGACGAGGAGUAAACGACGAGAUGCAGUAAUGACGAAAGAGGGAGCGAGGCAACGAUUUCAUUUUCUUGACCAUUUUCAUUUCCUGCUUUUCAGAAAAUAUCCCCUGAUUGUUUUCAGGGGCCAAGGCACAUUCUGUUACUAUAAUAUCCCGCUAGAUGUUAAGCGACCAACCCGUUUCGAGUUCUUUUUGGUUACCAGAUUUUCUACUUUGUAGUUGUACGUAAAACCAAG
Aspergillus heteromorphus CBS 117.55 is the source of this 3316-nucleotide messenger RNA. RefSeq names its product proliferating cell nuclear antigen. Gene Ontology annotation, cellular component: PCNA complex. Bases 485 to 3097 code for a protein of 870 amino acids. Lineage: Eukaryota; Fungi; Ascomycota; Eurotiomycetes; Eurotiales; Aspergillaceae. The record is from RefSeq and is a predicted model, not a curated record. The transcript has 9 exons. Gene Ontology annotation, molecular function: DNA binding; DNA polymerase processivity factor activity; myosin binding. Gene Ontology annotation, biological process: regulation of DNA replication; leading strand elongation; mismatch repair.